Ectocarpus sp. CCAP 1310/34 is the source of this 1045-nucleotide messenger RNA. NCBI's taxonomy places the organism in Eukaryota, Phaeophyceae, Ectocarpales, Ectocarpaceae. The record is from the annotation of a GenBank genome assembly.
CGCCGCCAGUUAGAAUAUUGAANCGGGGGGGAGCAGGCCUUGGUCUUUCGGCGGCGAGCAUGCUAAGCCAUGUCGUGGAUGUGUCGGCCCGCCGGGCUGGCGGCACCAGCACUGCUGUGGGUGUCGACCCCGCACCCACGAAUGGGACACCCCAGGUGGGGGGCUUGGGCGCACCGCUUCGCUCCCUGAGCAACGCACCUCGAGGCGGGAUGGGGCAAGUUUCGCUAGGUCUCGCGCCCUCGGCUUUUGACGCGACAAACUCCUGUGCGCCGGAGAGUUUCCAGCAAUCAAGAUUGAAUGGCGAAAGACUUCGGGCCGGCGAGAACCACGGGCAGCCUCCGCCUUCGACGGACCAAGAUGUAACAUUUUUGGACCAGGUGCAAUCGCCCCCGAAAAAGAGGCAGGCAGGAUAAACCAAGAGGCGCACUUCGACGGCUAAGAGAGACACCCGUGGUGGCGGGCAGAAUGCAAUUCAGGGAGGUGCCGUAGGAGCCUGGGGGGGUUGGAGUUGUGUUUUGUCUGGGUGUAUUACUUUUUGCUGUUCUGGCGUCGAGAAGCGUGCAGGCUUAGCGAACAUAUGUCCCGGGAAAUGGCUUAGGGUUAGGGUGAGGGUGAGAACGAAUUCAGCUCGGAGUCUUGCGGGGCGGCAUGGGGGUAGACUGGGCGUGGGAGUAUCCUUGAGUUGCCGUGCUGCAGUGCCUUUUCUGGACGACGCUAGUAUUGUUCGUGAGCGCGAGCUGAGUUAUGUUUCGAGCCGUUCUUGGUGCGGCUUUGUCGACAACAGCAACGGGGUCGCAGCGAAUGACGACGUCCUUCUGCGGCCAUGUUUUUGAGGUAUCAUCCCUGCGUUUCAUUUACAAUGUAGAUUUACAGUAGGUAUGCCCGGAGUAUACUUUGCUGUGCAGAGUACUUAUGCGGAACAAACAAACGCACUAACUACCAACGACGGCCAACCAAAAAGCAGGGAAUGCUUUGGACUAGAAUACAUUGCAAGGAUACUUGCAUAGACAAGGACACCGGACAGCAGUAGCAGUACAUGAUAUUU